Xenopus laevis (African clawed frog) is the source of this 1547-nucleotide messenger RNA. RefSeq names its product taste receptor type 2 member 40 (gene tas2r39.L). Bases 330 to 1274 code for a protein of 314 amino acids. The transcript has a single exon. The record is from RefSeq and is a predicted model, not a curated record. NCBI's taxonomy places the organism in Eukaryota, Metazoa, Chordata, Amphibia, Anura, Pipidae.
ACUGGGCAGCCCAUCUGGUAUUUGCUUCUGAAGAUCCCAGCAUUCUCCCCAAGAAGUGAGUUGUGACUCUAGCCCAUUGAAAACUGUAUAUGAAGCAUCACUUAUCUCAUGGACUUUCAACAUGUGGAACCUAAUGCUUAUGUCUGUACAUUUUACAGUUUGAUCUGUCAAAGAAGCACAGCGUUACAUUUUGUAUUUAUAAAUAUAUUUGAUUAACAAAGUUAAAUAAUAUAUGUAAUAUAGCACCAUCUCUGCCUUUCCAGUUGCACUGCCUUAGACUUCUACAUAACUGCAUAUGCAAUAAUGCUUUAAACACAGUACAACUGCCAAUGCUGCCUAUUUUUCUGCUUGUCUCUAUGGCUAUUUUGGGGGCUACCACUAUUUUUGGAAUUGUCACAAACCUUAUCAUUGUAAUUGUGAAUCUUAAUGAUAAAGUAAGGGGGAAAAGUCUUAACCCGUCGGACCUGAUCCUUGUCACAUUAGGCCUAUCAAACAUGACUUUCCAGUUCAGCAUGACAGCAAAUGACUUCUUGAGCAUUUUGUGGAGUGACCUUUACUUUUCCGAUGCAGUUUAUACAGCUUUCAUAACCUUACUGCUUUUUCCCAUCUUCUCCAGCUUUUGGUUUACUGUAUGUCUAUGUGUCUACUACUGCUUGCAGAUUGUCAUAUUCACCCAUCCCUUUCUUGUUCAUCUAAAGCUUACAAUCUCUCAACUUGUACCAUAUUUUCUUGGGGUUUCUGUCUUUAUUUCUGUGGUUAUCAGUAUUCCGGGAAUAUGGAGCACCUACAGGGACCCCCCUAAUUCAAAUUUUUCAAGGAAUCAAAGUGUGGAAAUUGAGCUACCCAAGUUGAGCUUCACUUACCUGUUUUACAGUAAUAUUAUUGGAUGUUCACUUCCCCUGGUGCUUGUUGGGAUUUCCAAUUGUCUAAUCCUUAAAUCACUCAUAAGUAAGAGAACCAUGCUAGAGAAAAACAAGGGUGAUGUCCAGAGCCCCCGAACAGUGGCCAGAGAGAGAGCAGCAAGGACUGUUGGUUUCCUAUUGCUACUAUACAUGUCCUUCUAUAUCUCUGAAAUUUUUAUGUUUGUUGACUUUUUUCCACCUGGUAGCCCUGGAUUUUGUACCUGCUUAAUGGUUAUUUAUAGCUAUUCACCUGCACAAUCCAUGAUUCUUAUAUUUGGUAGUCCCAAACUAAAGAAAGCAUUGCUUAACCUUCUCCAUAUUUCUAAGAGAUGCCGCAUGGAGCCGAUGGAGAAUCUCUCAGUCAGCUUUUAAUUCUAUAAAACUAUAAACAACACAGAAGCUAAUGGCAUCUGUAGUUCCUGCUGUGGCUUCUCUUGCAAGAUGUAGAUAAACCUAAUGUCAUCAGGUCUCUAUAUUUCUCACUGAGACUGAGGACGCUGAAAAUAAUCUAGUAGUUUGCAGUUAUAUAACUGUUUUCGUCUAAAUUGUCUAUGUAAAAUAUACUGUCUUAUAGAGAUUUUAAAAUGGUUGGAAAUGGUCUAUUGAUUAAAGAUAGUUAAGUCAAACCAUAGAAUAAAAAUAAAA